AUAUAAUAUACGACAUGUAUUAUGUAUAUAUAUUUUUCUACCAACACUACAAACAUAUGAGAUCAUUUGAUUUAAAAAAUACACGUUUUAGGUAAAGAGAAAGAGUCGUUUUUAGCGGUUGAUCAGGCAUUCCCCUCAGCCGCCUCCUUCAUUGCCUUUUCAGUCAAGAUGGCGGGUGACGAGUCUGGUACAACGCUGGGUCAGCCGCAUCUGGCUAGACAAGACCUUAGUUCUCUGGAUGUGUCUACUUUGACACCUCUCUCUCAGGAGAUUAUUAGCAGACAGGCCACAAUCAAUAUAGGCACUAUUGGUCAUGUGGCCCACGGAAAGUCCACAGUAGUGAAGGCCAUCUCUGGUGUCCACACUGUUAGAUUCAAGAACGAGCUUGAGAGGAACAUCACCAUCAAGCUAGGAUAUGCUAACGCUAAGGUCUAUAAACUGGACGACCCCAGCUGUCCCAGGCCGGAGUGCUACAGGUCGUGUGGCAGCAGCACACCUGAUGAGUUCCCCUCAGACAUCCCCGGCACCAAGGGCGUCUUCAAACUGGUCAGACAUGUGUCAUUUGUUGACUGUCCCGGCCACGACAUUUUGAUGGCAACCAUGUUGAACGGAGCCGCCGUCAUGGACGCAGCUCUCCUGCUAAUUGCUGGUAACGAGUCGUGUCCUCAGCCCCAGACUUCAGAGCAUCUUGCUGCUAUCGAGAUCAUGAAGCUGAAGCACAUCCUGAUCCUGCAGAACAAGAUUGAUCUGGUGAAGGAGAGCCAGGCCAAAGAGCAGUACGAGCAGAUCCUUGCCUUCGUACAAGGCACCGUGGCAGAGGGGGCUCCCAUCAUUCCUAUCUCAGCUCAGCUGAAGUACAACAUCGAGGUGGUUUGCGAAUACAUCGUCAAAAAGAUCCCAGUGCCCAUCAGAGACUUCACCUCUGAACCCAGACUCAUCGUUAUCAGAUCUUUUGAUGUCAACAAACCCGGCUGUGAGGUGGAUGAUUUGAAAGGAGGUGUUGCUGGAGGAAGUAUCCUGAAGGGUGUGCUCAAGGUGGGUCAGGAGAUUGAGGUUCGACCCGGCAUCGUGUCCAAAGACCACGAGGGAAAGCUGAUGUGCAAACCCAUCUUCUCCAAGAUCGUCUCUCUGUUUGCAGAGCACAACGACCUGCAGUACGCUGCACCUGGAGGCCUUAUCGGUGUGGGCACUAAGAUCGACCCCACCCUGUGCCGAGCGGAUCGUAUGGUGGGUCAGGUGCUGGGUGCAGUCGGAGCGCUGCCAGAAAUCUUCACCGAGCUUGAGAUUUCCUACUUCCUGCUCAGGAGGCUGCUGGGUGUCCGCACGGAGGGAGACAAGAAGGCUGCCAAGGUCCAGAAGCUGUCUAAGAACGAGGUUCUGAUGGUGAACAUCGGCUCGUUGUCAACGGGAGGACGUGUUAGCGCUGUGAAGGCUGAUCUGGCCAAGAUUGUCCUCACCAACCCUGUCUGCACAGAGGUCGGAGAGAAGAUCGCUCUGAGCCGACGUGUGGAGAAACAUUGGCGUCUGAUUGGAUGGGGGCAGAUCAGGAGGGGCGUGACCAUCACACCCACAGUGGACGACGACUGAGGAUAGAUUUAAACAAAACGGAGCUUCACCACAACCAUCACACUCUUCUUGGCUUUUUGUUUCUUUUUUAUUUUAUUUUUUCCACGAGGAGAAAGGAAGGAGAACAGGACAUGUCAGUGUUUUAAAGACUUCUCCUCCCUCUGCUCCUUUUUUUCAGCAGAAACACGAGGAGGUCCAGUUUACUUUCUUCCUGUUUUUUUUUAUACUGCAGAAGAAAAGGAGAAGAGAAGGAGAGUAAGCUCUUUAAACUCAUAAUACCAAACCUCCAGAGAAAGCUUGCUGCAUUCAGAGACCUGGAGGUUCAUUCAGUGCAGAAAUGAUGCUGUACUGUCCACAGAUUUCAGUCCGAUAAUAAAAAUAAAUUUGGAAAGAAA
Messenger RNA from Eleginops maclovinus (Patagonian blennie), 1961 nucleotides. It is a transcript of the gene eif2s3, whose product is annotated as eukaryotic translation initiation factor 2, subunit 3 gamma. The transcript has 12 exons. Bases 169 to 1587 code for a protein of 472 amino acids. The record is from RefSeq and is a predicted model, not a curated record. Gene Ontology annotation, molecular function: tRNA binding; GTPase activity; GTP binding. Lineage: Eukaryota; Metazoa; Chordata; Actinopteri; Perciformes; Eleginopidae. Gene Ontology annotation, cellular component: cytosol; eukaryotic translation initiation factor 2 complex. Gene Ontology annotation, biological process: formation of translation preinitiation complex.